AUGGCGUUCUUCCUCAGGCUUACACUAAUAGUCCCUUUGCUAUUAUCAAUAGGCUAUGCUCACCCCCUCGAACCAACAAAUGACGAGGCUUUGAACGUUCGCGCAACUGUCGGUUCCAAAUCAACGAUUGUCCAAAUGUUCGAGUGGACUUGGGACAGUAUCGCUACAGAAUGUACUGAUUUUCUCGGCCCUGCAGGAUAUGGAUACGUCCAAACUAGUCCUCCGCAAGAACACAUCACUGGCACAGAAUGGUGGACUGAUUACCAGCCCGUAUCUUACAUCUUGACCUCCAAGCGCGGUGAUAGAGCUCAGUUUCAAAGUAUGAUUGAGACGUGCCACGCCGCGGGAGUAUUGGUUAUUGCAGACACCAUUUUUAACCAUAUGACUGGGAACGCGGAGGGGAGCGGGGUCGCCGGAUCUACCUACACACAGUUCGUGUAUCCCGGGAUUUAUGAGGCGCAAGAUUUCCAUUACUGUGGUUUAGAGCCCGGAAACACCAUUGUGAAUUACGAUAAUGAAGUCGAGGUGUGGACUUGCGAACUGGAGGGACUCGCUGACCUUGCAACGGACACCACCUAUGUUCAAGGUCGACUCGCAGAAUAUGCAAAUGACAUGGCGUCAUUGGGUAUUGACGGGUUACGGUUGGAUGCUGCAAAAAAUAUAGCGCCAGCGGAUAUCGAAGCGAUCGUUGCCCAGUUCGAUGUUUCUCUGUAUCUCACUCAAGAAGUCAUCUGGGGAUCAGGGCAGCCUGUGACUCCUGAACUUUACACCGGAAUAGGUCAAUCAUAUUUAAGUCUCUCGCCGUUCCGUUACACGACCGCCCUGCAGAGCGCAUUCUUGGGUGGUGGAAUAUCUAAUCUCGAGAACUUGUCCAGCCAAGGUUGGAUUGAUUCUUCAGACGCUAAUGUUUUUGUCACCAAUCAUGAUACGGAACGAAAUGGAGGCUCACUUAACUACGAAUCUCCCAGCAAUACCUACACCACCGCAAUGAUUUUCUCACUUGCGUAUCCAUUCGGAAACACCGUCACAAUCCUGUCCAGUUACGAAUUUGCCACAACUGAUGAUGGAGCGCCGAACGGUGGUACUGGAGAAUGUAGCGGAACUGGAGGGACCGAUGGAUGGAUUUGCCAGCAUCGCUGGGUAGCUGUCUCUGGCAUGGUCGGAUUCAAGAACAACGUUGGUUCAGCAGCAUUGAAUGACUGGGUCUCUCCUCAGUCUGAGCAAAUUGCAUUUGGUAGAGGUGCCCUCGGAUUCGUCGCGAUCAACAACGCCGACACAGUUUGGAGUGCAACGUUCUCGACUUCCUUGCCAGCCGGUAGUUAUUGUGAUGUUAUCAGCGGAACCAGCUCCUCUGGAAAUUGUACGGGGACAGGGAUCACUGUAUCCGGAGGAUUAUUCACUGCCUCAGUCCCGGCAAGGAGUGCGAUCGCUAUUCAUACCGGAGCCUUGGGCACUGGGGGUUCAACAGGUCCAGGUACUGGAAGCACUGGAUCCGGAUCUGGAACUGUAUCUGUAACGUUCGAAGAGACUGCUACUACCACGUUUGGAGAGAAUAUUUUCAUCUCUGGAAGUAUCCCUGAGCUAGGGUCUUGGGAUACUGAUGAUUCGAUUGCUCUCUCAUCUGCGGAUUAUCCAGUAUGGACGUUGACUAUUGAUCUACCUGCCAAUACACUCUUUGACUACAAGUUUAUUCGAAAGGAGACUGAUGGAAGUAUCGUAUGGGAAUCGGAUCCCAAUAGAGAAACUACGACAGUAACGUCAGGAUCGGAGACUCUUACCUCCACAUGGAGAUAG
This is a messenger RNA of Lentinula edodes (shiitake mushroom), 1794 nucleotides long. RefSeq names its product glycoside hydrolase. The record is from RefSeq and is a predicted model, not a curated record. NCBI's taxonomy places the organism in Eukaryota, Fungi, Basidiomycota, Agaricomycetes, Agaricales, Omphalotaceae. The coding region runs from base 1 to 1794 and encodes 597 amino acids. Gene Ontology annotation, biological process: carbohydrate metabolic process. The transcript has 19 exons. Gene Ontology annotation, molecular function: alpha-amylase activity; starch binding; cation binding.